GAAGCUUAGAAGAGUGAGAACAUUCAAAGUAAGAGUUUCAUUCUUAUAAGUGAAAAUAAUUUCAGAUUGUAAACACAUAACAUAAAGUUGGGAUACAGGAAUACUGGAACACCUGGGGUGUAUCCAAAAAAUAAAGCAUCUUCCUUCUCUAUGUUCAAAGAUUUUGCAAUCUGUUAUUUUUGUCUAUGGGCAUUUCUAUUUGUGUUUUGUCUUUGUGAGGAAAUUUGAAUUUGAAGGUUAUGUUUGUUUAAUCACUAUUACUAGUGUAUUUAUGUACAAAAUAAUGUUUUUACUGUCUUUACUAGUAUAAGUAUAUUCAAUAUUCAACUGCCAAUACAACAAUUAAUAUAAAAUCAUUUCUAUUCACAGCAAUUAUACUAUUUGAUAUUUUUCAACUUUAGGAUGUUCUUGACCAAUGUACUCCUUGCCAAAAAAGCAAAAGCCAAGCACAUUUUGGUAUUGAUGGAAAGUAUGGUGAGUGGGCAUCAAUUCAUGACCGCCAGAGAGCGCCUGGGGGAAAAACUUGAGCUACUUCAUUACGAUCCUUACAUCAACACUACUUCUGUUUACAAGGAGAGGAAAAAAAUUAAAAGUUUAUCUCCAAAAUUCGUAAUGGAUCCAAAAAUCCAAAAAAUGUUGGGACUAGACAUCGACGAAGAGAUAAAAAAAGUUCAAACGUGAAUUCUGAUGUAAUUUUAAUUAGUACUGUAUUAAUCUUAUCUAAUUAUACAUAUUUUAUAGAAUAAAUUAUUAUUGUUUGAA
Messenger RNA from Nilaparvata lugens (brown planthopper), 762 nucleotides. RefSeq names its product 39S ribosomal protein L33, mitochondrial (gene mRpL33). Gene Ontology annotation, cellular component: mitochondrion. The record is from RefSeq and is a predicted model, not a curated record. Lineage: Eukaryota; Metazoa; Arthropoda; Insecta; Hemiptera; Delphacidae. Bases 403 to 681 code for a protein of 92 amino acids. Gene Ontology annotation, biological process: translation. The transcript is spliced from 3 exons.